Molecule: messenger RNA, 1131 nt
Organism: Crotalus tigris (Tiger rattlesnake)
Lineage: Eukaryota; Metazoa; Chordata; Lepidosauria; Squamata; Viperidae
Exons: 11
Coding region: 83-826 (247 amino acids)
Source: RefSeq, a predicted model, not a curated record
GUUUCCCUGAAAAGCCACCAACCAGGGCCCAACUGCCCAUUCUCCCUUCGUGCAGUGAAAGGACAAACAGCUGCUUGGGGUCAUGGCUGUACGGAGGUUUUUUAGAAACAUCUGGAAAAGAUGUUCGGCGCUCUUCUGCUGCAGGAAGAGCGACGUAGAGGACCUUCCUGUGCCUCCUGACAGAACUGACGAGGCACAUGAACAGGCGGACCAGAAGGGAGAAUGGUGGACACAGAUUCGUGUGUCCGAUGGACGCAGGCCUUCCUCCCAAGGGGGUUUGAUGGGUGUUCGUGCCACCGCCCGGAGCCCCAGGAAGGAAGAGGUGAUGCCAGUUCUCAUUUCAGUGAGAAAUGAGAAGAUAGCGAAGUGGAGGCCGCGGCUCUCAACCAUCUGGGAGACCUGCACUGAGUCGGAUCCUUCGGAAGAAUACCGACCAAGAGAGGUGCAGGAGGAAAGCAGUGCCUGCCUAUCAAGAGAGGAAAAGGAAGAGCACUGGAGGCCGCGACUCCCCCCCAGAUCAGAGACCUGCAGAGAAUCGGACGAAGAAGACCAGCCGGCGGAGGAGCAGCUCUCUCCUACUGGGGAGAAGACGCAUACUUCGGAGGAUUCGAUGGAAGUCCUGGUGGGCUCCCGGAACAACAGCCUGGAGGAUUUUGACUCCAUUUCUGCCCUCUUGGAUGAGGAGUCUGAGGGAAGCUGGGAGCAGGCUGCAGAGGCUUCGGAGGCCAGCCUUUCGUCCAGUCCGUGGGAUUCUCCCGAAGAAGGGGAAGCCUCGCUGGACAAUGUCAGCAGCCUGGAGGAGGACUCCCUGGACCUCAGUCUCUAAUUAAAAGAGACGCUUCCCCAGAUGCCUCUCCAGAAGGCAGAUCGGAGGAGGAUGAACCAGUCCCAGGCACAUCAGGAGGUGAGUUGGCCAAUGCCUCCGAACAGCCAGCGGAGAGUGAUUUGGCUGAAGCACAGCUGCAGCAGGAGAGCCCUGAAACUUCCGGGCAGCUGCAGAUGGUUAGCUUUGAGCAGGAACUGCUUUCUGCAUUAUCCGAGAACAACUAGGGAAGAGAAAAGGCAGGAGCAGCAAAGGGCGGUUCUUUCACUCACGAGGAGGUAGUCUUGCCUUUCUUGAUGGGCUGCACC